CGGGGGGAGAGAUAGAGAUAGAGGAGGGGCAGAGAAAAUGGGAUUUAGCCUUUAGCGUGUAGAGGUGGGACUGGUCAGACCAACCGCAACAAGAAAACACAAAAAUGAAAGCAAAAUAAGGGGCAGGGUGGGUAGGAAAGCGAAAACCCAAAACAACAGCUGUGAUUUUAUGUCUUUAUGUGGGAACCUUACUCUCACUGGGUUUUUGUGAUUUUGCUAUUUCGGUCGUUGUAUUUAUUGUUUCUCUCUUCGGUGCCUCACAGCCACCACCACCACCACCACCCCCACAGCCUACUGAUGCUGCUGCCACUGCUCCCUCUUUCGUUUUUACUCUAUUUUUUUUUAUUUUUUUCUGGGUUGCUUGGGGGCUCAUUAUCCGAGGUUGAGGUUCUUCCGUUUUCGGGGUACCUUUCCUUUCGUUCUUUCUUUUAGGCCUCUGCAAUACUCCUUUGUCCUUCGACGUUCCAUCUUCUCAUCGCGACAGACAGGACGGAGAUAAAAGAGAGCACCACUGGACGUUAUAGUGACAUUCAAUUCCUCAUCCCCAUUUUAGUACACUUUUUCCAAUUUCUUUCUUGCUCUAUUUAAUCACUCUCUUUUGUCACACAACUCACAACCACGCAUUCACGAUUACACGGUGGGUCACUCUCUCUCUCUCUCUCUCUCUCAACGUCGUCCCACACCCACACCUGUAAAAAACAUAUCUCAACAAACAAGCACAAACCUUUUCUCCUCUGUUUUUCAUGUCUAGCAUUCAAUUCGCUCGGUCUGAUAUGGGCUAUAGUCAUAAUUGCGUUUCUAGGCACAUGUAUCGCCAUUUUGUCAUUUCCCUGCUCUUUCUGCUGGUUUCGAGUUCGACCCAGUUAAGAUCAAUGGCUGAAGGUAGAGAGAUUUUUAGACUGGUUGAGGAUACUCAAAUGAACAGUGAAGAGAAGACGAUUGUGAGAGCACAGAUUGGUUCGAGGCCUCCAAGAUGCGAGAGGAGGUGCAGCUCGUGUGGGCACUGUGAGGCAGUUCAGGUUCCUGUAGUCCCACAGUUCAGAAGCGGCAGUAGACAUUCCUCCAAGGUCUCCAGCGUAGCCUUUUUCAGGGGAGUUGACAACUCCAACUACAAGCCCAUGAGCUGGAAGUGCAAAUGUGGUGACAUGAUAUUCAAUCCUUGAUUGAAGAACAAAGUUCAGAGGAGAAAACCCCAACCCAUUCGAAUUGUGGAUAUGAAAGUUACUUCCCAGCAUCAUUCUUUCUCCUUCUCACAGUCACUUUUUUUUUUUUCUUUAUAUAUAUUUUUUCUCCUCUGUCUAGCUAUCCCUGGAGGACCCUUUUGUUAUUGUAGAAUUUUAUCAUGUAGCAGCUUCCUUUGGUAUCACUACCCUGUAAUCUAUGCCUUAUUUCGCAAGUAUUGGGCAUACGUCUAUGUCUUUUGCUCAUCA
Messenger RNA from Nelumbo nucifera (sacred lotus), 1430 nucleotides. RefSeq names its product EPIDERMAL PATTERNING FACTOR-like protein 2. Gene Ontology annotation, biological process: guard cell differentiation; stomatal complex development. The record is from RefSeq and is a predicted model, not a curated record. Lineage: Eukaryota; Viridiplantae; Streptophyta; Magnoliopsida; Proteales; Nelumbonaceae.